CUUCUGGUGUCUCUCUUUGCUUCAUCGACAAGCAACUGGCCGCAAAUAACUCUCUAGUUUCCCAACUCUCACUGUAUCGCCACUGAACCGAGGCACGGAGAAGGAUUAACAAAUAUGUUCAUUUCGCCGACGGGGCGGGUCAAAACUAUGCCCAACAACAAGGCCUGCAUCCCAACAAAGCCAGACAAACAUUGACUUGUAUCUUUUUCGACAAUCUUUAUCAAGGCCGAGACGACCGGUGAAUACGCAGUUCGGGUGCAGGCCAGCGACCAGAAGAUUCAACCUCUUCCAUCAAUACUUGCUGUCAUUGUCACACUGUGUUAUUUUCGCGCGAGAGCGGUACCUCUUCGACAAUGAUUGAGGAAAAGAAAGACUUUUUCCCGGGCUUCAGCGCCUUGUCUGAGCAAGUCUAUAUCCGUCACCCCGAUGAACAAAAUGAGGCUGUGAAGCGCCCAACCGAUCCCCGGGCUGUCCUCAUCUACUCAUGGGGCGAUGGACAGCCAAAGAACUUGGUCAAGUAUGCAGAUGGAUACCGGAAUCUUUUCCCCUGCUCAACGCAGAUCGUCGUCCUGGCCCCCAUCUCAAAGGCCAUGUGGUCGAAUCUCGACCAACGCACGCAGUCCAUGAGACCCGUCAUCGACGCCAUCUUCCCGAAGGAAUCGGAAGACGACAAGGACUCUCAAAAGGUCGAGGACCGUGUGCUGGCCCACAUCAUGUCCAACACUGGAGGUAUCAAUUAUGCGGCGACAUUGAAUGCCUACCGUCUUGUCCACGAUAAGCCGAUGCCGCAUCACUUGCUGGUCCUCGAUUCUACGCCCGGAAGCGUCAUCAUGACCCGCGAGAACUUGGGCCGCUGGUCGCGCGCCAUGGCUCUGGGUACGGCAAACUGGUUCCCCUGGCCGUUUGCCGUCACACAAACGCUUUGGGCUGGAUUCCUCUGUGGAAACCGCUUCAUCGAAUGGGUCAUUGGCAAGGAGCCCGCGCCGGCAUUCAGCGUCAAGGCGGUGAUUAAUCCAUACUACGAGACCAAGGAUACGCGCCAUUUGUAUAUUUACAGCGAAGAUGAUGAUAUCAUCCCGUAUCAGGACAUUGAAGAGCAUAUUGCACAAGCACGGAAACGGGGAUACAAGUCUGAUAAUCACAUGUUCAAGGGAAGUGGCCAUGUGCGCCACAUGCAAAUGUUUAAUGAAGAGUACUGGGGAGCUAUCGGAACAUCGUGGAACAGAGCGACGAGCGAGCCUUCUGACGAGGCGUAAUGGGUUUUGCUAAAGGCCGAGAGAGGCUAAGAUGAAUUUCGCGUUGCUUUUUAUAGACGAACUUGCAUGCGUUCUUACUUUAUACAUAAUCCAUCUAGAACAUUGCUGGUUAAACCAUUCAAGCUUUGUAUUAGCAUCCUUCAAUAUAUAUCGAUUGCAUGA
Messenger RNA from Trichoderma harzianum CBS 226.95, 1418 nucleotides. RefSeq lists its product as hypothetical. The record is from RefSeq and is a predicted model, not a curated record. The transcript has a single exon. The coding region runs from base 354 to 1256 and encodes 300 amino acids. NCBI's taxonomy places the organism in Eukaryota, Fungi, Ascomycota, Sordariomycetes, Hypocreales, Hypocreaceae.